Nelumbo nucifera (sacred lotus) is the source of this 2750-nucleotide messenger RNA. Its product is annotated as putative galacturonosyltransferase 15. Lineage: Eukaryota; Viridiplantae; Streptophyta; Magnoliopsida; Proteales; Nelumbonaceae. The record is from RefSeq and is a predicted model, not a curated record. Gene Ontology annotation, molecular function: polygalacturonate 4-alpha-galacturonosyltransferase activity.
CGGCUCUGAACGCGGCAUUGGUGGUGCAGACUGCAGAGGAGAAACUAAAAGGAGCCUCCUUUUGUAUUCGCCCAAUCGGUGAAUUGGGAUUUCAUUCAAUUCUUGAAUCGGACGAUUCCGCUGGACCGAGCUCGUCCUAUUCUUGCUUCUGUUUACAGCUUUCAAGUGUCGACUGUUGAGUGAGAAUUGGUUGAACUCGCAGGAUCGAAGAUCUUGAUGAAGAGAAACGGAAGCUCUUUGAGCGUAGGAUCCUUGGAAGGAGGAGGCUACGAAGGACUGAGCUUGGACUACUAGAUCUCGACUGGAAAUGAGAUUCUUCUACAAGAAGAGGAAGCGGAAAUCUGAGCGAGAGAUCGACGGAAAAGAAGGACACGAAGGAGGAGGAUCGUCGGAUUGGAGGUGAUAGAGAGUAGAUAAGAGAAAGAGCGUGGGGUAGAAAUGAAAUUUCAAAUAUCGACGACGGGGAUGAAGAGAGUGACGAUCUCGAGUGGAGAAGGAGCAAGAGGCUGUUUGUGGGAGGUGAUGAAGGGGAAGGGAUCGGCGCGCCGGUUUUCUUAUCGUUCCGUUUUACCCACCGUGUUAAUUCUGGGGGUAAUUUCACCGUUUCUCUUCAUCCACACUGCCUUCCUCACUCUCGAUUCCACCUCCCUCUGUUCUUCCCUCGGAGCUGCAGCAGAGUGUAUAAGGUGGAGAUUGGGGCCUACUCUUUUCGGCGGGAGCGAAUCAUCGCCGGAGCUCAGAGAAGAACUGUUGAGAGCGUUGAUGGAAGCAAUGGCAGUGGAUGGAAGAGCAGGAGUAGAGGGUGAUCCUGGAUCGUUCAAGGAGCUGGUAAUGGAUGUGACGUCCAAUAGACAAGACAUCAAGGGUUUUGCCUUCAAAACCAAGCUUAUGCUAAUGAAAAUGGAGCACAAGGUCCAAUUAGCAAGACAUGAGGAACUGGUUUACAGGCAUUUUGCUUCAUAUGGGAUCCCAAAAAGCAUGCAUUGCCUAUCUCUAAGGCUGGCUGAAGAGUACUCUAUUAAUUAUUUGGCUCGAGCUCCAUUGCCACCACCAGAGUCAGUGUCUCGUCUUGCUGAUCCCUCAUACUUUCAUCUUGCUCUCCUAACUGACAACAUUCUGGCUGCCUCUGUUGUGAUCUCUUCUGCCCUGAAAAACUCUGCUUAUCCAGAAAAAAUGGUGUUUCACUUACUCACUGACAAGAAGACUUAUGCACCCAUGCAUGCAUGGUUUGCACUUAAUCCUGUAGCUCCAGCUGUGAUGGAGGUCAAGGGAUUACAUCAGGUUGAUUGGCCUCAUCAAGUUAAUGUUGGAGUGAAGGAGAUGUUGGAGAUUCAUCGUUCAACUUGGCAUCAUUACUACUAUAACAGUCUCCAAGAACGAAAACUUGAUGAUUUUGAGGAGGGAGACUUGAACAGAAGAUUGGAUGCCUUGAGUCCUAGCAGCCUCUCCCUCUUAAAUCAUCUUAGGAUUUAUCUCCCCGAGCUAUUUCCAGAUCUUGACAAAAUAGUAUUCUUGGAUGACGAUGUAGUAGUACAACAUGACUUGUCAACUCUAUGGGAAUUGGAUCUCAAUGGGAAAGUUAUUGGUGCAGUUGUUAACUCAGGAAGAGGACAAGGAGAAAGUGAGAGAAAUGAAUGUCUCCCUGGAAGAAAAUAUGGGGAUUACUUGAAUUUCUCAAAUUCAUUAGUAUCAUCAGAGUUCGAAUAUGAUGAUUGUUCAUGGUUAUAUGGAAUGAAUGUUUUUGAUCUACAAGCAUGGAGGAGAACCAGCAUCACAAAGAAAUACCAUUAUUGGCUUGAACUUAAUCUCAAUUCUGACUUUACACUUUGGUGUCCUGGAGCGCUUCCACCCGCAUUACUUGCUUUCGAGGGUCAUGUUCAUCCAAUUGAUCCUUCAUGGCACAUGGCUGGAUUGGGUCAGCAACCACUUAGAAUAGCUUGGAAAACGUUGGAAGCUGCUGCUGUCAUACACUUCAGUGGCCCUGCAAAACCAUGGCUGGAUAUAGGGUUUCCAGAGCUACGUGGUCUAUGGAAUGCAUACGUUAAUUUUUCUAAUGAUUUUAUAAGAAAAUGUGAUAUCAUAGAAUGAAGAGAGCAAAGAAGUUCUCCUUUCUUAUACAUAUGUUGAACAGAGCCGGAGGUGCAAUUUGAGCAGAGGGAAGAAGGUUUUGCCUUCAGUCUCUGCUCACAUGUACCUCUGGUCAUGAAAGUUCAUUCUUGCUCAUUCUGUAUUAUAUCAAUAGAUAUCAUAUAAAGCUACCAAGGAUUACAGAAGAAAAUUUUAUGCUUAAACAUUCUCACAUUUCUGGGGUUGCUUUAUUGGAUUAUCUUCAUUUUUGGCUUCAAGUUUCAACAUCCUUAUGGUGGGAUAUUAAUUACUUCCUUCAAGUUUCAAAUGAAGGAUCCAAAUUGUCAAAGAAAUGGAUGCAACAGGACAUUGGAUACAAGGCACUAAACAAAUUAACAAAGCAUUGUCUUCUGUGUGGCUGUGUGGAAAAAUUCCUACUAGAGAUUUGCUAUCUGAGAAGAGAGUAGAAGCGGAGUCUCAUGGUGAACAAAGCAUUGAGAGGGAAAUUGAUUGAACCAGUCCAUGGACGAAAGCUCUAGUCACUCUCCUGAUGAAGGUCUAGUCAUAUACUGAUCUGGCAUUCUUCAUAAGGUUCAUGUAGUGUCUGCCCACUGAUUAGUGAUUACAAGUGCAUAUGCUUGCAUGUACACAAAAGACAAAGCCAAUGCCAUUUCCAUUAUCUA